AUGGGUGAGGAACUCUUGCAGAUCCUCCGAUCAGUCACACAGAUGAAGAGGUCCGUCUCGGAAGAGAACAACGACGAUGGUAAAGUUACAGAUGAAACGUCGUCGUCUCGUUGCGACUUUGACAAAACGCACCACCACAUUCCAUUUUCAUCUCCCACCCCACCUCAUAGUCAUUGUCGACGACGACCUACAAUGGCUGCAGCUCUAGAGUGCUGGUCGAGCCGCGCCGGAGGUCGCGCUCCCGACGACGAUCUGGUGGAUCAGGUCCUCAUGCGCACGCACGACAGGUCCGAGUCACUCACUACGUCUCCGCCGGAGACGAGUUUGGAAGUCGAGGGAUCCACACCGCUUUUCGAUCAGAGCUCGUCGGCUAUGCAGAAGCGGUUUCAGCGUCUCAGCCGCAACGUCUCCGAGGCCAUUGCGUCGCUCAAAAACUCACUCAAUCUCGAUUCCGCGCGGGACAACCAGAGCGUCGGCGGAGCAGGAGCUCAGCUGCCUAAGGCUGAAGUCGUCGGCGGCGGUAGGAAGCUCCUGUGGGCCACUGUAGUGAGGAACCUCGCGAAGAUGUAUCCCGGUAGCCAGUUACCGGAGAAGCUCGUGUCAAAUCUGAAGAAGCAUUACGAUUCGUUGCCCUUUAGUUACAGUCAAGCUGGUUUCGAUAUGAAGGAAGUAUUUCUACACGUGAAGUUGAUAGAGCAAGCUUCUGGAGAUGACAAUCCUGUGUUUAUGAUUCAAGAAGUAUCUGCUGAGGAAGGUCGGAGUUCUUCAGCUCUCAAGCUCACAUUCGCUUGUAACUCUUCUCUUUCAUGGUCAACAAUGUCAGGCGCUCUCGAUAGCGCUUCGAUUUCUUGCAAGAAGAUACAAAUCUUUGAGAAGAAGGGGUUGACUCUCGGCGUUGUUCUUCUCCAGGAUCAGUCUGGGCAAAAGAAUUUGUUCAAGACCCGAGUAGAAAACGCCCUCAAGUCUGCAACCAGGAAGCCAAGACCGACUUCUGUUAAGCUCCCUUUUGGGCUUUGUGGCUGUCAAGAACAGAACGGCUGUGUUGGAGAACUUGGGCGUGUUGAAGAAGAGUCUAUUCAGCAUAGUAACAGGCUAGGGGUAGAAAAUUUGAAUGGUACGAUCCAGCUUCAGAUUCCACUUCCAAGCUCUUCAUUUGCUGUAUCAGUAGAUGAAUGGCAGACCAUACAGUCAGGUGGGAGUGAGAUUGGAAAAUGGCUAUUGAAUUCCGAUAGUUUUGAGUUCGGUGAUCAGAUUGGACCAAAUUCUUUCAAAGGGAUUUUCAGAGGGAAAAGAGUGGCGAUCGAGAAACUAAAAGGUUGUGAUAAAGGGAAUUCGUAUGAGUUUCUGCUCCGGAAAGAUUUCUUGGAGCUGAUGACUUGUGGACACAAGAGCAUUUUGCAGUUUUACGGCGUUUGCAUUGACGAGAACCACGGGUUAUGCAUUGUGACGAAACUGAUGGAAGGCGGGUCGCUCCAUGAGCUGUUGAUGAAGAACAAGAAGCUUCAAACGAAGCAGAUACUGAGAAUUGCUGCUGACGUAGCCGAAGGGCUGAAGUUUGUGAAUGAUCAUGGUGUUGCGUAUCGGGACCUUAACACACAGAGGAUCCUUCUAGAUAAACAUGGCAACGCCUGUUUGGGAGAUAUUGGAAUAGUCACUGCUUGUAAGAACUUUGGUGAGGCCGUGGAGUACGAAACUGAUGGCUAUCGAUGGCUUGCACCUGAGAUAAUAGCUGGUGAUCCGGAGAAUACAACAGAGACUUGGAUGAGCAAUGCUUAUAGUUUUGGGAUGGUACUGUGGGAGAUGGUGACGGGAGAGGCGGCUUAUGCGUCUUGCUCGCCCGUGCAGGCGGCUGUUGGGAUUGCGGCUUGUGGGCUAAGACCGGAGAUACCAAAGGAAUGCCCUCAAGUUCUUAGAACUCUGAUGAUCACUUGCUGGAACAACUCCCCAUCCAAACGCCCCAACUUCACCAAUAUACAUUCCUCGUUGCUCCGCGCCAUUACACGCUAA
Messenger RNA from Microthlaspi erraticum, 2007 nucleotides. The record is from the annotation of a GenBank genome assembly. NCBI's taxonomy places the organism in Eukaryota, Viridiplantae, Streptophyta, Magnoliopsida, Brassicales, Brassicaceae.